CAAACAACAACAAAAUAAAAAGUUUUUCUUUUAUUUUAUUUUUUUCUCUUUUUCUCUCUUUUCCUUGCCUUUUUUUUUUGUAGAAGUCCCAAGCAAUGUACAACAAGAUUAGAAGAAGAGAGGAUUCAAAAAUAAACUACGCUCGCGAUUACCUGGACCGUGACAGUGGUAUUGUGACAGAAUGUGAGUCGGACGCUGACUACCAUCGUCCCCAUUAUAUCUUUAGUGAUGACGACCAGGAUGUGCAUCACGCUUUGAAUCAAUUAGGUGACAUUCACCAUAUUCCACAACAACAACAACAACAACAGCAACAACAGCCAAUGGACAGCGUGUACAGUUCACCCAGCUACUAUACGAGUUUAGCAGACCAAUCCGUGACGCUGAUACGACAUUAUUUAAAAGACAGUGGAUGGAAAAAAGUGUUGAAGCAUAAGAGCGGCACAACAGUCUAUAUGCUUCAAAGUGCGGUAGAAAAGACAGCCUUGUUUCGAGGUGAAGCUAUAAUUCAAGGGUUUACCCCUCAGUCGAUCUUUUACGUCAUUGGCAUGCGAAAAUUAUGGGAUGAGCAGUUUGAGGAAGGAAAACUGAUUGAUAAUUUGAAUGAUACGACUUCAUUGACCUAUGAAUCUUACAAAUCCACCACCACUUCAAAAGCAUAUGAUUUGACUCUGGUAGAAAAAAUUGAAUGCUCCUCCGAUGGUGAAAUCCUAUUUGCAUGUACCAGUAUUGAUACAGCUAAAGUACCAAAGACACCUGGUAAAAACCGAAACCAAGUCAAGUUACAAGGAUGGAUAUUACGACAAUUAAAUACAUCACCCGUGUCUACUAAAGUCACGUAUAUAACACAAGAAAAUAUCAAGGGUUGGAUACCAGGUUUAACAAAAAAAUCGUUAGCUCGUAAACCCUUGAUUAUUGCAUCCAUUGAUAAUUAUCUUCGACAAAAAUCACAUCGACUUCGGUUGCAAUUACCUCCUACAUCAUCCACAUCUACUCUACAUACCACUACACCAUCUAGACUAUCCCCCCAAAGCAUACUUCAACAUAAUAAUAAUUCCAGUUCUUCCAACAAUAUAUCGAUUAUCACACAGACAUCACCUACUUUAGGACCUUCCUCUUCUGUAGAAACGGUAGAUAAAAAAUACAAUACCAUCAUCCUCUCCAACCCUCCACCUCGUAUAUCCUCCCUUGCCAGCAAGAACUCAGGCAAGACAAAGCAUAUAUCCUUUGCAGAUGAAGUUCAAUUACACAGUCCACCUUCUACAAGUUCUUCUUCUUCAGCAAGGUCUUCCUUGAACGAUGAAGACACACUUUCCGCCUCCACCGGCAGUCCUCUUCCUCCACCACCAUUGCCGCCAGUGCAUCAAUUAUCACCGAUUCAUGAAGUGUCUCCUAGUUCACUUCCUUUUUCAAGUACGACAACGACGGCCAAGAAAGAGUUUAGUAGUACGAAGGCAGUGGCGGGAUCUAAAUUAUACCCGGCGAGUCGACAUCGUGUGGAGCGCAAGCAAUGCCUGGACCAGUUGAAAAAAUAUGCGCAUAGUGAUAUGAACGAUUGGAAAUUAAUUGGUGAGAGAAACGAGCGUACAAAGGUGUAUACGCAAGCAGUGGAAGGUAGCAAGUUACCCAUGAUGCGUAGUGAUACAACAUUUUAUGGAACGUGGACACCUGAGCAAAUCUGUUCUGUUGUUCAAUGUUUUGGAGCGCGAAAGAUAUGGGACGACUAUUUUGAAGAUGGACAUGUGGUAGAAAGAUUUUCACAAAAGGAGUACUUGAUCUAUAUGGAAAUGAAAAGUUUAUUUCCUAUCCAAAGUCGAGAUUUCUCAAUCCUGUCGUGUAUUGAAAGUAAUGUGAAUAGUGGUACAAUUUAUGUGGCAUCCACCAGUGUUGUGGACGAGUUGAUCCCACCCGUGUCACAUCAUAUGCGUGGCACAUUUCUAACUUAUGGUUGGGCCUUGGAACCACUUCGAUCAAUACAGCAUCGACUGAUUGGCGUGAAAGCAACGUUUAUUGCUCAUUUGGAGAUGGGAGGUGUCACACCUCUACCGUCCGCCAUCUCACGUCUACUAACCAACGAACUCCCCGUGUGCACAGACCGUGUACAGAAUUAUUUGAGACAGCAUGGCUGUCCGCCUUAUAUUCGACGCGUGGCGGGUAAAAUUACGUUGGAAGCGUUUGAUGAAAAGGAGAAGCAAUACACAAUUCAUUUUACAGCGAAACAUGCACCAUCAGCCAGACAAUAUCGGAGUCGUAACACGAGCGUGUUGGAAUCCAUGUGGUGUACAGACUUACGCACGCAUCCCAGCAUGUACCCGUUUGGGUACACCAUCGAGAGUCAGCCGAAGCAUGGUGUACGCGUGGAGAUGAGAUCGGAUGCGAUGGGGAUGAGGAUUUAUACGGAGAGAGAGGAGAUGGAUGGACAGACGGUGACGGUAUGUAUUCGACAGAAUCGUGAGUGUCUACCCGGUGGAAAGCCAAUGUUUCAGUGGAACGGGACUGUCUUGUUGAAUGGAGAGAAUGUGGAAGAGGAAGAAGAAGUGAAGACGGAUGUUGAUAUACCAACGAUCCAAGAAGAUAAACCGCAUGAUGAUAGAAUUGAACAACCCAAUAGCAAGGACGGACGAAGAAACAGCCAUUUAGUGAUUUUAAGUGAUGAUUUGACUUUUACAGGACAUCAAUUUUCUUUUGUUAUUUUAUUAAUGGUGAUUUGUUAUUAUCUUGGUAAAUUCUCUUGUCGUUGUUCAAUCUAGUGUCUGCUAUAAAUAAACGACUGGGUAGUUUUUUCCUUCGCCCAACAAAGCUUUUUUUUUUU
Messenger RNA from Mucor mucedo, 2809 nucleotides. RefSeq lists its product as uncharacterized. The record is from RefSeq and is a predicted model, not a curated record. Gene Ontology annotation, molecular function: lipid binding. The transcript is spliced from 8 exons. Bases 96 to 2747 code for a protein of 883 amino acids. NCBI's taxonomy places the organism in Eukaryota, Fungi, Mucoromycota, Mucoromycetes, Mucorales, Mucoraceae.